GUUGUGACUGAAUUCCUCUUCUUUGGGGUUGAGAGCGGGAUGAAAAACGUCUACCUAGAGCUGGCCAUCUUCCUAUUGGUGGUCUACCUGAUGAUCCUGAUUGGAAACCUCACCAUACUUACCCUGGUGGCGACAGACCCCAAGCUGCAGUCAGCCAUGUACAUUUUCCUCAGCCAACUGUCCCUCGUAGACAUUGUGAUAUCGACCAGUGUUCUGCCUAAGAUGAUAGCAGUGAGUUUGUGGAAUGACGUAACGAUCUCCUACUCAGCGUGUUUCCUCCAGUUGUAUGUGUAUUUGUCAUUUCAAACCGUCGAGAGCAUGCUGCUGUGUGUCAUGGCCUAUGACCGCCAUGUCUCCAUCUGCAAACCCUUACACUACAGCAGCAUUAUCACUAAAGAGACUGUGCGCAACAAAAUACAAUUUUGGUUCUGUGACCUUCCUCCUUUAGUUUCACUGUCCUGUUCGGACACAACCUUUUUGAUCGACGUGGCUCUUGUGUGUGCUUUAAUAGCGAUCUAUUUCCCGUUCACUGUCAUUAUUUGGUCCUACUUCAGAAUCAUUGUAGCCGUCUGCAAGAUUGGAUCUUCAGAGGGCCGUAUGAAAGCCUUCUCUACCUGCUCCGCACAUCUCACUGUCGUCGUCACCUUCUACCUCGCUCACUCCUACGUCUACAUCAGUGCCAAAUCUGAAAACGUUCACUGUAAUGUUAUAAUCUUGAUAUCUAUUGUUAACUGCUUCCUGACUCCUGUUAUGAAUCCCAUCAUCUAUAGUUUAAGAAACAAAGAGAUAAAGGCUGCGCUGAGAAAGCUCUGUUCUGGUAAGGGCGACUCUGAUGGUGUACAACAGGGACACUUUUGA
Salvelinus sp. IW2-2015 is the source of this 858-nucleotide messenger RNA. The record is from RefSeq and is a predicted model, not a curated record. NCBI's taxonomy places the organism in Eukaryota, Metazoa, Chordata, Actinopteri, Salmoniformes, Salmonidae.